UACGUGAACAAAUAGCGGAGGGGCAACAGGGCCAGGAAGGCUUGUGUAACUUUGCAAACGUGCCAGAAAGUUUAACAUCUCCCCUCCUUCCUUCACUCCAGACACUGCCCGCUUGCCGGGACUGCCGCGCAUCCCGUCCCUUCCAGGCCUGGGGCCCGGAGGAACCGGUGCCACGUCCGCGCGCCCCUGGGCUGGGAGGGUCCGCAGCCCACGCGGACUCCAGUGGGCGACGCCGCACCCCGCCCGCCUCCCUGGACGAAGCUUUCUCCCGCUUUCACGUGACUCGGGCCGGGACUUAGUUUGCUCGGAGGCAGGUCCUCCCGAGGGGCUCUCCGGCAGAGGCAGCGAUGCGCUUCGCCUGGACCGUGCUCCUGCUGGGGCAGCUGCAGCUCUGUCCCCUUCUGCGCUGCGCCCCGCAGGCCCCGGGCCAGCAGCAGCCCCCGCCGACUGCUCAGGGCGCCUGGCGCCACCGGAUCCGAUGGGAGAACAAUGGGCAGGUGUUCAGCUUGCUGAGCCUGGGGUCACAGUACCAGCCGCAGCGCCGCCGGGCCCCUAGCCCCGCCACCCCGGCCGCAGACGGCGCCGCAGCCCCGCAGCCCCGCACGCCGGUGCUGAUCCUGCGCAACAACCGCACGGCUGCGGCAAGGGCGCGCUCGGCGGGCUCUGCAGGGUUCGCACCCCGCCGCCCCGGGCCGGCCGCCCGCCGCUGGUUCCAAGCGGGCCACGCUGCGGCCUCGCGGGCAGGGAACCGGACCGAGCCGACACAGCUCCCGGCGAUCAGCACCCUGCGGCCGCCCAGCCACGUGGACCGCAUGGUGGGUGACGACCCGUAUAACCCCUACAAGUACUCCGACGACAACCCCUAUUACAACUACUACGACACGUACGAGAGGCCCCGGCCCGGAGGCAGGUACCGUCCGGGGUAUGGCACCGGCUACUUCCAGUAUGGUCUCCCGGACCUGGUGCCCGACCCCUACUACAUCCAGGCAUCUACAUACGUGCAGAAGAUGGCUAUGUAUAACCUGAGAUGCGCCGCGGAGGAAAACUGUCUGGCCAGUUCAGCAUACAGAGGAGAUGUCAGAGAUUAUGAUUACAGGGUGCUAUUAAGAUUUCCCCAAAGAGUGAAAAACCAAGGAACAUCUGAUUUCUUACCAAGCCGUCCAAGAUAUUCCUGGGAAUGGCACAGUUGUCACCAACAUUACCACAGCAUGGAUGAAUUCAGUCACUAUGACCUGCUGGAUGCCAACACACAGAGCAGAGUGGCUGAAGGUCACAAAGCAAGUUUCUGUCUUGAGGACACAUCUUGUGACUAUGGUUAUUAUAGGCGAUUUGCAUGCACUGCACACACACAGGGGUUGAGUCCUGGCUGUUAUGAUACCUAUGCAGCAGACAUAGAUUGCCAGUGGAUUGAUAUUACAGAUGUACAACCUGGAAACUACAUUCUCAAGGUCAGUGUCAACCCCAGCUAUCUGGUGCCUGAAUCAGACUACAGCAACAAUGUUGUGCGCUGCGACAUUCGGUACACAGGACAUCAUGCAUAUGCCUCAGGCUGCACGAUCUCACCGUAUUAGAAAGCAAGUCCAGCUUCCAAUGGAUAAAUCAGUGCCUGGUGUUCAGAAGUGAGAAAAAAAUAGAUUAGCUUCAGUAGGAUUAACAUAUUUUGAAAAAGAGAACAGAAAACAAGAAAGGAGUUUUUGUUUGGACUAUUUUACAGCAAAGCACAUAACUGGAUUUUGAACAAUUAAAUCAGCACUAUUUGGGAAGUUUUUAGUAUUUAGUCACAUUGUGAAUUAACAACAGUAUUUCAAUUCUGUAGUUAUAUACUUGGUUCUUUCAAAUAAAUCCCAACUUCGUAUACUUCUUUUGAAAUUAUAGUAUAAAAGAGAAAAUAGUAUUUUAAUGAAUGAACCAAAAUUACUUUGAACUGAUUAUUUUCUAAAGUGUUGAGACUUCUGUGAAACAUAAUAAUAAUGGGAUUAUAUGUCUUAGGAUAAAUUAAUUUAGAAAUGCUCCUACAGUUUAAAUAGAUAUGCACACAUUUGGUGCUGUGGAAAGAACAAAUAUUAUUGGUGUCAAGAAAAAUUAUUUAGCAAAGAAAUGUCAAUAUAUGUAUUCAGAUAGUUAUAUCCCUAUAUAAAAAUUAUGUUUACAUUUUCUAAAUUAGCAGAUACUUUCUUUCUGUGAAGUGCACAGUUUCAUUUUCACUUGAGGCAACUUUUAUUUGGAAGGAAUUAGGUAAUUGAGCUGUCCAAUUCUUGUCUGAUAUUUGUUGAUGCUCCCCUGUACUCUUACUUUUUCUAUAAGCAGAGACAUUUCAUGUGACAUUCUUGAAAUUAUCAUUCUGGGAACCAGUACACAUAGGACAACUUUGUAACUGGGAAGUGUUUCCGGGAUGUGAUACAUUCAGAAAUAAUAUUCAUUUAAGCAUGUUGAAGUGUUAGCCAAAAAACUUCCUUGAAGACAUAAAAAUCAGAAGAAAACACCAAAACCACAGUCUCUCAAAUAGUUAAAAGAUAAUGAAAAACAUGUUAAGAUCUUCAACUCUCCUAUAUUUUUUAACAGUUCAGCUAUUAAAAAGGAUGCUAAGAAUCUUUAAUUAUCCACAAUAGAUAACAAUAGUACGGGCAGAAUACAGGAAUUAUCAUUCCAGGAUAUUCAGGAACUGGUCAUACGUGUUUUUGUGUGCGUGUGUUUUUACAUAUAGUCCAAAUUAGCAAGGUACAUACUACAGAGUGUUGCAUAUAUGAGGGAUUGAUGAAUAAGAGAAGAAAGUACUUUGUGUAAAACCAAGGAUUGUACUCCAGACUGAGACAGCUGUGAUUUUGUUUUAAACUGUGAAACUAUGUGCAACAACAGAAUUUGGAAAAUCUUUUCUUAAACUCAAAGAUGCAGAAAGAAAUCAAACUAGACUCUUAAUUUAGUGGUGCUUAGGCAGAAGUUUUCCCAUAUUUAAUUAGUAUUGAAUCUCAAGCAGGGUAUUUGCGGUGCCAGAACACAUUAGGUAAAAUUUUAAAAGUGAGUUGGCAUCCUGUCUUAUAUGUCAGAGAUCUGUAAAGUCAUCACCAAUUACUAGUAAUAAUUUUGCACUUACUGGGUGCACAGCAUGAUAAAAGGACAAGAGAUGAUCAAGAGAUAAUCAUCAAAGGAUAGAUGGAAUGGUACACAAGGUCCUUAUCUGCCUGCACACACUUACCAAUAAAUAUAGAUGGAACUUUCACUGAGCUAGUAUCUGAGCUAUGUGAUACCUUCUUUGCCUUAAACUGCUUUUUAGUCUAAGAUUGUAGAAUGACUCUUUCAAAUUGUAUCCUUUUCUAAUAGAGAUAUUUUAAUAUACUUGCUUAAAAAAAACUACUGUCAGUAUUAAUACUGAGCCAGACUGCUGGCAUCUAUAGAUUUAGUAUCUAUUGUCUCAUAAAAUUUUUUACCCCUGCAUCAAAAAUUAAGACUGUUAUGAAGGCCUUUGGAUAGAUAAGAGAAAAUGCAUCUAUAAAAAUCUCAAUAAGGUCUUUUAUCUGUCUAUCCAUUCAUCAUCAUUUGAAAACCUAAUAUAAACCAAGCACUCACGUGCUAGGCAUUGGGACACAUACAACAUUGUCUCCAACCUCAAUAAGUAUGAAAAAUGUCAUUAUUACUCAUUAGGUUCAUCUUAUUUUAACAACUAAAAGUACACGGCCAUAUUUAUAAAAAUAAAAGUUAAUAAUUAUAUGCACAUAUGUAUUUUUAAUAAUUAAAAAAAUUCAAAUCCCUGAAAUAUUUAUUAAAUAUAACAUUUACUAUUUGGAUGAUUUUGCAAAAAAUUUUUUCAAUUGGAAGCUAGAGAUUCUUGUUUAUUCUUUCUGGGAACAUUCCUUCCCUUACCAUCAUCCUUAAACACUUACAAAAACUUGUGUUAACACUCAAUAGUUUUGAACCUUAAGAGGUCUUUUCUCUGAAUAAAUGUCAAAAUUCACAGAUAAUGAUUAGCAGGUGAAGGUUAUCAUUUAAUAAAAGAGAGAACACAAUUCAGUCUUACCAAACUAAGAGAGGCUGUGGAAACAAUACAAAGAACAUUGAGUACUGAGAAGAGACUAGCUUUUACACUAUAAGGGCUGCAAAUAAGUGGAAAAUAAUUUAAUAAGCUCACUAUCUGCCACAUUAGUGGUUUUGUAAUUACUCAGACCACAGUCUGGCUUAAAGCUAUUUUGGCCUUCGAGACUAGGAGUCAGUCUCUCAACAGUACUAUAAGAUCUAUGAAUAUGCAAUUUGCCUAUUUCCAGAAAUCUUUAUAUUUUUAUAUGGUAAUUUUAUUUACAAUUUAUCUAAUUAUUCACUAGGAAUUAUUUGUAAUAAUGAUUUUUGCUCUUUGAAAUCUCACAAAUAGUUCAUUUAUAAACAUUCCAAAUGCUCAAAUUUUAGAGAAAACACAGUACUAAGAUUUUCCUGAUACUGAGAGAUAAUUUUUAGGAGAUUGAAAUCCUGAUCUUAAGAUAUAUUUUUUUUUAAUUUUGCUUUGAAACUAACAGUAUGUUAAAGGAUUAAAAGUACCUUUUUCUGUAUUGUUUUUUGAUUUAUAUUCACAAUCAAUAUAUUUAAUCAAUAGAUUGUUUCAUUCCCAGGUACUCAAAGUUCUGGGCCACUUUUGAAAGCAAAGUAUUGCAUUUGUCCUUCAAGCUAAAAUGGUGCUGAAUUAUUUAAACUUGAAUGUAAAAUGCAUUAAGUGUUAGCUCAUGGGAGACAAACAUUUAAUUAAUAUAUAUAACUACUUGCUAAAAACUAAGCAACAUGUCAUUUGGUAGUAUGUUUUUAAGGCGAUUUUACUUUCUCCCAAAUAUUUCUGUAAUCCUAUUUGUAAAACAAUUGUAACUUUUUUGAAGAGCUUUUAUUUUUCUUGUCUGCAUUUUCAUAUUCAUUUAUCAUUUUACUAUUUCAUAUUCUUUUAUUAUAUGACUAUACUAUAAUUGCAAGAUUAUAUAAAAAUACCGUGAAUAAAUGAUUUCAAGUGUG
This is a messenger RNA of Heterocephalus glaber (naked mole-rat), 4983 nucleotides long. It is a transcript of the gene Lox, whose product is annotated as lysyl oxidase. NCBI's taxonomy places the organism in Eukaryota, Metazoa, Chordata, Mammalia, Rodentia, Bathyergidae. Gene Ontology annotation, molecular function: copper ion binding; protein-lysine 6-oxidase activity. Gene Ontology annotation, biological process: peptidyl-lysine oxidation; collagen fibril organization. The record is from RefSeq and is a predicted model, not a curated record.